This is a messenger RNA of Mycena citricolor, 757 nucleotides long. NCBI's taxonomy places the organism in Eukaryota, Fungi, Basidiomycota, Agaricomycetes, Agaricales, Mycenaceae. The record is from the annotation of a GenBank genome assembly.
CUCAUCCUCUCGAAUUGCAUCGAAGUUGAGCACACAUUCUGUUUCGAGACAUUCUGUUCACGCGGAAUUGGUCCCGAAACAAGUCCUCAGAGCCAACAUAACUGAGCUAUCACCGCAUCGAACCUCUCCACUUCCGAGAUCUUGUCAUUCAGCACUCUGCCAUGGCCGUUCUUCCACGUCUGGUAUUCCUUUCCUUACACCGCUCACUUCUCGAUCUGGAAGAAAGCCCAUCACAUGCCUUGUUGGCCGUUCCGUCGUCCUACCCCUUGGAGAAGACAAAAAGGCGAGGCUCUACGCCUCCCAAUUCAAGAGGAAGGAAUGAUCAAUCAUAGGAUUCGUAUCCACAUCAAGAACAGGUAAUCUGAGACAGUUGUCAGCUGAACGUCUAUUGCAAACGACACGAGAUCAAAGUGCAUUUUCAUUGUCCGACGAUCCCCUGCACGAGUCGCGACCUCGUCGGUUUUGGCUGUGCUGCAAUGGAAGCUUCUGAAAUCCGUUUCAGGUGCAGGCAGCUCGAUAUGAUCCCAAGCGCUUUGCGUCCGCCUUGCGGAGAUUUGGUCCAGUGCAGGUUCCUAGAUAGCGUUUCAUCAGCUCAUGUGCGAUGCGGUCCUGAGUAUCCUUUGAACACGUUCAAUUAGGAAACCAGUCACCGGUAACCACAUUCCCCGGAGCAGCCACAAGAGCUUCAUUGAUUUCCAAGUGGCAAAUCGGAUGCGGACAGCCCAGUCUUUUCCAUCGAUUUCUUGUAGUACAUAGU